AUGUUAGAUUUUUUCCAUUUAAAAGACGUAGAUGAAUUUUUUAGACUUUUGGAAAAGAAGAAUUUACAAAACCUAGAUAACCAGAUUGAUGGACCAGGAAACCUCAAUUGGAGAACCACUUAUACAGAAAAAGAUUUUUCCAAAGUUCCUAAAUUCAGGGGUAUCAUUCAUAUCGUGCAAAUUAGAGAUUUAGGAACAAAGAUUCAUAGAGAUCUAUUGUAUGAAAUAAUGUUUGAAAAACUAUUAGAUAUUGCUAGAUUAAAUAAUGAAUCAAAACUUUUAAAAAAUGAAAUUCAAGAUUUGAAAACAAAACUCGACGAAUAUCACAACAAUAAUAGCACCACCAAUACAGACUUAAUAAUCAAUAGUUUUAUCAAUGUCAUAGACACCACUACUACUACUACUACCACUAAGACAACAAUGGGAGCUACUAGUAUUGAUAAAAAACAAAGUGAAGGUGAUUCCAUUGAUAAAUCUAUUGAACUCGAUUUUUUUAAAAUAAAAAGUGACCAAUCCCAACAAUCAUCACCAUCACACAAACUAGAAGAAAAACAAAAUCAAGUGAAUAAUAUUACCAAUGAGAUUCCACAAGAAUCAAUAAAAACUGUAAAACAGCAAACUCAAACAGAGACUAAUCAACAAACAUUUUCAUCAACUUCACCUUCACAUCAAAAUGAAGAGAAACAAGAUAAACAAGAAGAGGUUAAACAAGAAGAGGUUAAACAAAAAGAAGGUAUACAAAAAGAAGAUAAAAAAGAAGAAGAUAAAAAAGAAGAAGGUAAACAAAAAUAUGGUGAAAUUUUUAUUAUUGAAAUUCCACAAGAAGAAGAAAAACAAAAAGAAGAAGGUAAACAACAAGAUGGUGAAAAUUUUAUUAUUGAAAUUCCACAAGAAGAAGAUAAACAAAAAGAAGAUAAAAAAGAAGAAGAUAAGAAAGAAGAUAAACAAGAAGAAGAUAAACAAAAAGAAGAAAAACUAGAAGAUAAACAAAAAAAUGGUGAAGAAUUUAUUAUUGAAAUUCCACAAAAUGAAACUUUAGAAAUUAAAGUUGAUACACACCCAAGGUCUUCCAAUGAUGAUGUAUCUACUGCAGAGAUGGAAGUUGAAGCAUUGAAAACACCAUUGUUUGCUGAAACUACAUUUGUAACAAAACAACAAGUAAUCACAAAUAAAAAGCUAUUGGUGUACAAACAAAGUGAUUUCUUUCCAAAUAUGACAACAUUAUUACAAAGUAGAUUGAAAGAUGUAACAGUCCAAGAAGUAAAAGACCUUACUAAAAUUGGGUUAAAUGAUAAUAGCUAUAGUGUAGGUGAUUUUGAAAAUGUUUUUGUAUUAUAUGCUGUCUCUUGUAUGGGUGCUAGAACUGAUUCCGAAAGAGAUGCUUUCAAAAUUAAAUCAAUUCGUUCAAUAAUUGGUGACAAAGUUCCAAUCAUCUAUGGUGUAUUUAUGAUUGGAAAGAAUGGACCAACUAGAAUUAAAGUUGAACAUACUCAAACCUCUAUCUCAAUCACUCAUUCAAUGAGUGAUAUCGGUCGUAAUUUACAAAAUAAUGAAAAUUUAAAACAACUACAAUCAUUUUUACAACAAUAA
Messenger RNA from Dictyostelium discoideum AX4, 1590 nucleotides. RefSeq lists its product as hypothetical. Lineage: Eukaryota; Evosea; Eumycetozoa; Dictyosteliales; Dictyosteliaceae. The record is from RefSeq and is a predicted model, not a curated record. The transcript has a single exon. The coding region runs from base 1 to 1590 and encodes 529 amino acids.